GCUGGUCCGCGAGCGGGUAGGUGCUGAGGAAGCGGCCGCCCUCCCGGCCCGCGCUCCGGCUCUCGGCCCCUCCCCCGCGGCCGGCCGCGUCAUGCCAGCCGCUGCCCGGCGAUAGUGCCCGGGGACGCCGCCGCCGCCGCCGCCCGCCCGAAGCCGCGCCCACUGCCCAGAGCCAGAGGGAUGGUGGUAGUCACGGGGCGGGAGCCAGACAGCCGUCGCCCGGACGGUGCCAUGUCCAGCUCCGACGCCGAAGACGACUUUCUGGAGCCGGCCACCCCGACGGCCACGCAGGCGGGGCACGCGCUGCCCCUGCUGCCCCAGGAGUUUCCUGAGGUUGUCCCCCUUAACAUUGGAGGGGCUCACUUCACUACACGCCUGUCUACCUUGCGGCGCUACGAAGAUACCAUGUUGGCGGCCAUGUUCAGUGGGCGCCAUUACAUCCCCACGGACUCCGAGGGCCGGUACUUCAUUGACCGAGAUGGUACACACUUUGGAGACGUGCUGAAUUUCCUACGCUCGGGGGACCUGCCUCCCUGGGAGCGUGUACGGGCUGUGUACAAGGAGGCCCAGUACUACGCCAUCGGGCCCCUCCUGGAGCAGCUGGAGAACAUGCAGCCACUGAAGGGUGAGAAGACCAUCUGGAGCGGAUUGUGGAGAUCGCCCGGCUGCGUGCAGUACAGCGGAAGGCCCGCUUUGCCAAGCUCAAGGUCUGUGUCUUCAAGGAGGAGAUGCCCAUCACCCCCUACGAGUGUCCCCUCCUCAACUCCCUGCGCUUCGAGCGGAGCGAGAGUGACGGGCAGCUCUUUGAGCACCACUGUGAAGUGGAUGUGUCUUUCGGGCCCUGGGAGGCCGUGGCUGAUGUUUAUGACCUGCUGCACUGCCUGGUCACAGACCUCUCAGCCCAGGGCCUCACCGUGGACCACCAGUGCAUCGGGGUGUGUGACAAGCACCUCGUCAACCACUACUACUGCAAGCGCCCCAUCUAUGAGUUCAAGAUCACAUGGUGCUAGUGAGGCAAACUACGAGGAGGAAGUGCGUGUGCGUAGAGAGCAGAUCGUUAAGCCCAGUGCUUCCAGUGACCUGGCCUUGGCCCCUUGUCCCCGCCCCCCGCCCCCACCACAGACUUCACAUUGCUCGGCUGUUUAGAGUCUGUACCCUUAAGACAGGGAGAAACUCGUUUGCUCAAAAACAGGUCCUGAAGGCCUGCUCAGGGUUACUGGGAUGCUGGCUAAUGACACUGUCCCUGUGCCUCUUGCUGGAGACACCCCUGUUUCUCUGUCCCCCUGUGUUGUCCUCGCAGUGGUUAUGUUUGUGCCACUGUGGGAGACAAGGCUCUGGGCCAGUAGAGCAGGCAGGGGACACUGGGCAGCCAGCUUAGAGUUCUUUCUAAAUGGAGCUAAAGCGUUCAGUGGCCCAGUCUGGCCAUUCACUGAUGAGAAGCCAAGGCCAGGUUAAAAAGUGUAAUUGGAUGUGGUGGUUUGUGGUAAUGGCCUCCAAGUAAAGGGGUCAUCCCUGCGGAAGUGGCUUCUCCCAGUUUGAUCCUUUUCCAACUCUAAGUGGCCGGCCCAGAGCACAGGAAGGGUUGGGUAUGGAAGGAAGACUCCAAAGGAUGAAAGCUUUUCCCUGUGUGAAAGAAAGUAUAUUUUCAUAGAAUUCUUGUGCAUAAUGUCAAUAAAUGCCUCUUAUCUUGACAAGGGACUAGAUUUAUUUUUUCAUCGAGACAGGCCAGUAGUUAUCGAUGAGUCAAACCAAAGUGCUUGCCUUUGGAGCUUCCCUUUCGUUUGACCUUUUUCCCUGGCACCCUGCUCACUGGUUGGGAAGGUGAAAGUUUUAGGAGAUAGGACCGUAUGGUGUAAUGCUAGCCAUAACAAAAUUCAAUAAAAAUAAAUAAUCUAAUAGUAACAAACAAGACUGAAACAAAACUACACUGAAACACAUCCCACCCCAGGGGAGGAAUUUUUUGGCAAUGCUCUAAAUGGAAGAGAGGAGCCGUCACCCCCUUAUUCUACCUCUGCCUUGUUCGCCAGGCAUACCAUGCCACAAGCAGACAACUGCACUCUGGAAGUUUCUGUUCUUUUUCUGGGGCUUAGGGUAUUCUUGGAGCUGUCUGAGCCUUGUGCCUCAGGCUGAUUAAGGGAUAGAAUCUUCCUGUUCCGAGUUGCCCGCUGGAGGACUAGGAAAUAGAUACUUGCAAGACAUGGAGGGGGGUGGACAUCUGUGUGUCAUCUGGGUCUAGGCUGGGUCCAACAAACACUACGCACACUGACCAUUGUGAUCCCAGUAAGAAUUUCAAACACUGUCCUUCUGCCCUUAUUUGAUUCUAAUACAAGUGAUGAAGCUUUCUUGGUACUGCUUAGCUGGGGCUCUUGCAUGAAGGAGGUGCCUGUCUCGUGGUCCUUAAAAGAGAGACGCUUUCUUCCUCUGAAGCUGGAGUGUUGGGAACUGGGGUGGGAGAGGCACUUUUUGGAAUUCUGGACAAAGCACAUAUAUGUGUGUAUGUUAAAUGGGGAAGGGUGGGCUGGCAAGGGGUUGAGGGAGGUGGAAACGAAGAUUGGGUGUAGGAACAGGCAGUCACCUCCAGAGUGUGGGAGAUCACGUGGGUCCAUUGUCUUCCUUCUGUACAGCGUUGGGUUUCUGCACCCAGUGUAACACUUACCAUGCGGGUUCAUGUACCUGUCUGUGAGCACUUUGGUGUGUGGAGCCUCAGUACCCUUGGAGGGCAUUAAAGUCAAGAACUAGAA
This is a messenger RNA of Lemur catta (Ring-tailed lemur), 2741 nucleotides long. RefSeq names its product potassium channel tetramerization domain containing 7 (gene KCTD7). Gene Ontology annotation, molecular function: protein binding. The transcript is spliced from 5 exons. Lineage: Eukaryota; Metazoa; Chordata; Mammalia; Primates; Lemuridae. The record is from RefSeq and is a predicted model, not a curated record. Gene Ontology annotation, biological process: protein homooligomerization. Bases 181 to 1146 code for a protein of 321 amino acids.